Messenger RNA from Micromonas pusilla CCMP1545, 549 nucleotides. RefSeq lists its product as uncharacterized. The transcript has a single exon. NCBI's taxonomy places the organism in Eukaryota, Viridiplantae, Chlorophyta, Mamiellophyceae, Mamiellales, Mamiellaceae. Bases 1 to 549 code for a protein of 182 amino acids. The record is from RefSeq and is a predicted model, not a curated record.
AUGACCGACGCGUCCGCGACGCCGACGCGCGCGUAUCGCCCGCUCGACGUCGACGCCGCGAACGCCUCGACGCGAAGAGGCGUGGCGGACGACGAUUCCGUCCCCGACGGCAGCGGCACGCCGGGCUCUCCGACCAGGAUCGGGUCGCGGACGCGAUGGACGAAGGACGACGCGUCGGCGUCCACGUCCGGCGGCGGCGGCGGCGACGACGCGAGCGUCAUGACGCAGGUCACCAGGUCCGGCGGCCUGGAGCGGCCCAAGUACGGGAGGGAUAAUCAGCCGCAGUCGUUCAAGCGGCCCGAUCGGAUUCAAUCGCGAUCGGACGCCGCCGCGGGGGGGGCGCGACGGGAAGACAAGAAGAGCGGCGGCGGCGGCUGGUUCGCCGCGCUGUUUUGCUGCGGGAAGCCGCGCGACGACGACGACUCGCCGAGACAGGUGCGCGCACGCGCCGCGUCGGUCGGCGGCCUCGAGCGAGCGAUGCCGCUUCCGUCCCAAUUCAACAACAUUCAGUUCUCCGAACGAUUUCCGCCUUUCCACGAGGGGUGGUAA